CGCGCGCACAGGUGAUCCACACACACAGCGCGAGGCUUGGCUGCGCGGCGGAGGAGACGCACCAUGGGAAAAGUGCAGGAGUUUGAGAUCACAUUUGACAAAAGUAAAGUGGUUUACAGCCCUGGAGAGUCCAUCUCUGGAACGGUGAGGAUCAAAGUGGGCCAGGCGCUUCAGUGUAAAGCCAUCAAGGUGAACUGUAAUGGCUUCUGUGGCAUCACCAGUAAAGCCAAUGACACUGCAUGGACGGUGGAGGAGCAGUACUUCAACAGCACCAUCUCAGUCGCAGAUAAAGGAACCCUGAAGCUGGGAGAACACACUUUUCCCUUCAAGUUUCUCAUACCAGCCACUGCUCCAACCUCUUUUGAAGGUAACUAUGGUAAGAUAGUGUACCGAGUAAGAGCUUUCAUUGACACGCCACGAUUCUCCAAAGACUACAAUGUGGAGAAACCGUUCUACCUGCUGUGUCUCCUCAACCUGAAUGAAGUGCCAGACAUAUGGGGUACGAGUUCAUCUGCUGUGACCCAACAGUUCACCUACAUGUUGGUGAAAACAGGCACGGUCGUCCUCAAAGCCCAGACCGACAUGAGGGGCUACACACCGGGUCAGAUCAUCCAGGUGACGGCAAAGAUCCACAACCAGUCUGGGAAGAGCACAGGCAACAUGGUGGCCAGUCUGAUGCAGAGAGUGACCUACGAGACAAAGAGGCCCACUCAUGACUUGAGGACGAUAGCGGAGGUGGAGGGUGGGGUGGUGAAGGCUGGUAAAGAGGUGGAGUGGAAGGAGCAGAUCAUCGUCCCUCCUCUUCCUCAGUCGUGCCUCUCUGGGUGUGAGCUCAUAAAGAUCGAAUAUUAUGUCAAAGUCAGUCUGAAGUCUCCAGACGUCAUGUUAACGUUACCCAUCCACAUCGGAAACGUCUCACUGGAUAAAAAACUCCAACCGUCCAUAAAAGCCACUCCCCCCACGCCCCAACCCGCUGAGCUGACCCCUCCCUCAGCCUCAGCCCCUGAUGCCGCUGCUCCAGCCACCACCCCCACCAUGCUCCCUCGCCCCGCUCCCAAACCCGCCCCCCGUCCAGCCCCUCGCUCCCGGAUGUCAUCGUCUGGGAAUUCCCCCAGCGCUCCACCGGCAGAGUUCCACCAGGGGGCCGAGGGCGGGGUUGACGACGCCUACCCCAACAAGCGCCAGUCUCAGCUGGUGUCGCCCAAUGCCUUCAGCUACGCACCCGGGCUCUUUUUCUCCCAGAACCAAAACCACAACGGUCCCGGUCCUGGUCCUGGUCCCGGUCCCAGUCCAGGUCCUGGUCCCAGCUCCGGAGGGGCCACUGCACCUUAUCCCACUGAUAACAGAGCCAGCACGAUGCCGACCCCACUCAUCCUGCCUCCAGACUACGGCAACUCCUCAUAUCCACAAGAAGCUCCACCUUCUUAUGACGAGAGCUGCAACACAUGAGCUGAAAGGAGAACGAGGAAACACCCACCGGAACGAGCAUCAAUUCACCCCUGAUGUCAAGCAAAAAUGUUGAAGUAAAACCAUAAAUCGUGACCCACGUCGAUUCAUUUCUGAAGGGUCACAGACUGAGUCGGCGCGAGGGUAAUUUACUGUAAAUUCUGCAUCAUUUUUGGUUUGAGAUGGAAGUGAAUCGACUCCAAACAUGAAACUGGUGUCGUUUUCUGAUCAACUGACCAGCCAAUCAACACUGUCUUUGCAAAACACUUUUUUUUUAGUAAAUACUGUUCGCACUUUCAGUGAAGGGGUGAUUUGAUUUGCUGUUGUAUGUACAGUAACAGGAGUCGUGUUUUUAGUCAUGGGAUGUGUAAACAAAACCCAACAAUGGCAUCUGUGAUGUCAAGAAAACCUGCACAGGAAAAUCAAACCAUCUCUUAUAAAGUACGUUUUUUAAUACUCUUUAAAUCUGCAGAAUUUUACUGGUAACGGCCCUGUGGCAUUUUAUUUUUUAACUGCAGUUUUUUUUAUUUUUCAAUUUUAUAAUGACUUGAACAAUCCAGAUAUUGAAAGUUCUAUACAUAAUACUUUGUAAAGAAACAAAUACAUAAUCAGUUACAAUUGUGAUGAUUUCCUUAUGGGGAUAAUGAUAAAUGUGUGUUUUUACCAGACAUCCCAUCCAUAUGUGUCAUUUUUUUAAUCACUACAGCAACACCUUUAAUUUUACAUUUUAUUUGGCUUUUCUCCAGGUAUGUUCGUUGUUUAUCUUUUAAUAGUUAGUGAUUCUUUUGUUCAUUUGUUUGAUCAAGUUUAAUCUGUCAAAUAUGCAGAAACACAACCAGCAUUGUAUUUAUUUAUUGUUCUGAAUGUUCCUGAACUGUUUUCUGGUUUCCAAUAAAAACACCCAGAUUUC
This is a messenger RNA of Sphaeramia orbicularis (orbiculate cardinalfish), 2356 nucleotides long. It is a transcript of the gene arrdc1a, whose product is annotated as arrestin domain containing 1a. The transcript is spliced from 8 exons. The record is from RefSeq and is a predicted model, not a curated record. Gene Ontology annotation, biological process: protein transport. The coding region runs from base 64 to 1449 and encodes 461 amino acids. Gene Ontology annotation, cellular component: cytoplasm. Gene Ontology annotation, molecular function: ubiquitin protein ligase binding; ubiquitin-like ligase-substrate adaptor activity. NCBI's taxonomy places the organism in Eukaryota, Metazoa, Chordata, Actinopteri, Kurtiformes, Apogonidae.